GCGGACACUGACACGACUGAGCCUCUCUUCAGACGAGCCGCGCCCGCUGCAGGACCAGGCGUCUCCCCCCCUUCUGCCCGGCCGAAGUAGUCGAUCUCCCCGCUGCGAGUAUGAGUGUGGCGGUGGCGGAGGGCUGUCUCCUGUCCGCCCUGCAGCCCAAGUCCUCCUGCACCGCUUAUGUGGUCCCCUCGGACGGCCCGUCUCCGGACCCUGCGGCCAAAGCCAGGAGAGUCCAGGAGCAGGUCCGGAUGCGGCUAGCUGAGAAGAAGUCAUCCUCCCUGCCCAGGCUGGAGGACUCGCUGUUCGGACCGACAGAUUACAGCCUUCCUGAUCCAAAGAGAUUUACCACUACCCAUGGUUUCAGUUCCAGAUCCAUGAUACACACACCCAGCCGCAUCAUGGCUGUUCCCACAGUUCCCCUUCGCUCCUCUGGUUUCUCCUCUCAGUCUGCUGUGGAAACAAGUUCCAAGAUGAGCCAUAAAGGAACCGGCAUAGUACAGAGCAACUUCAAGACCUUGCAGUCACAGAGCAGAACCAAGCGCUCUAAGUCACUGUGCCAGGCUGACCAGGAGGGGUUCCUCACUGUUUUGGUUCCUCCAGAGAAUGCCUCCCACCCAAACACUAUGCUUCCCCCAGGCACCCUUAGGCGCAGCCUCAGUGGGAUACUGGCCCAGGAAAGAGGCUACUGGCAAGAGGAGGAGCUGCCGUAUCAGUACACCUACAAGGGCCCCUCCCACCGCACCAUCAGCCGUAUCACCAACCGUCAGCAGAACUACCAGCCGCAGGGAUCUGCCUUUGACAAGGAGGGCUGGCUGGGGACUAGCAGGGGGGUCCCCAUGGCAGGGGACGGCUGGGGAACACAGUGGCAGCAGCAUGUGUCCAGGGCCAACAAUGUCAUGGGGACAGGGCAGUACCAAGCCCACCUCCAUCGGGCUGCCUCACUCCGCAGUGUGAGGAGUGUUGGGAAAGGAGUGGAUGUCUUGGAAGGAGCAUCAAUACACAGCAAUGACCCACUGGGAGAUUUGCAGAGUCUGGACAUGGCUACAGCUGUCAGAUAUCUGUCUGAAUCAGACACUGCCUUGCAAGUUCUGGGAGCUGCAUACAUACAACACCAGUGUUACCAUAGCAAUGAUGCCAAAAACCAGGUGCGUGUGCUGCAUGGCAUUCCAGCUCUGGUUCAGCUUUUCACCAGUGACAACCAAGAGGUGCAGCGUUAUGCCACCGGUGCAACACGGAACCUCAUCUACGAGAACACUGACAACAAGGUGGCUCUCAUAGAUGCCGGCGGAGUGAUACGUCUCGUCAGUAUCCUGAGUGAACCUGACGAGGAGCUUCGAAAGAUCAUCACAGGUGUCCUAUGGAAUCUGUCCUCCAGAGACAACCUAAAGGAGAAGUUGUCCAAGGAAGCUUUAUCAGAGCUGACAGAAAAAGUACUGAUUCCUCUGUGCAGCCGCAUUCCACUAUGCCCAUCUGAGAGAGAAACAUUCUACAACACCACUGGCUGCCUCAGGAACUUGAGCUCAGUAAAUGAGAGGACAAGGCAGAAGAUGAGAGAUAUGCGAGGCCUGGUGGACUCUCUGGUGUCCUACAUUCAACAAGAGGAGAGGACUGAUGACAAGGGUUUGGAGAAUUCAUUGUGUGUGAUGAGGAAUCUGUCCUACCAGCUGUACACGGAGCUUCCUCCCUCAGUCCGCAUCCGUCUGGAGGGACCAACGAGAGCUUCUGCCCCCAGGCACAGUUCGUCCAUCGAUUGCUUUACUCUGUAUAGCAAAAAAACUGCGGAGCAGCGUAACCAGAAUCCGUCCAUACUGUCUGAGGUGUCCCGACAUCCCAAAGGGGCUGAGUGGCUGUGGCACCCUAAGGUGGUGGUGCUGUACAAGCUUGUUCUUCAAAAAGGGGACAUCAGCUCCACCAGCCGCGAGGCUGCCAUAGGAGCCCUGCAGAAUAUCACUACAGGAGAUUCCAGGUGGUCAUCAGUGCUGAGUGCUGUGGUGAUGGAGCAGGAGACAAUGCUGCCCAUCCUUCUGGAUCUGUUAGACACCAACAGUGACAUGGAGCUGAGGCCUCUGAGUGGCCUGCUGAGAAAUUUGGCCAGACAGUCCACCAACAAAGACCACACAGCUAAGAACAUGGUUAAUGUUCUGUUGUCCAAGCUGCCUUGUGAUGGCCUUCAGAAAACGCCAUCCAGCGAGGUGGUGGUCAACAUCUGUGGAGCCCUCAAUCACCUGGUCACCUGCAGUUACGUGGCAGCACGUGAAAUCACGUACUAUAACGGCCUGCCAAAACUGGUGGGCAUUAAGACAUUCCAUGAUAACAGCUCUGGGAGUCUAAAAGCUGCCAGAGCAGCCUCAACUGUCCUCUACAACAUGUUCCAGUACAACAAGCUGCACAAAGACUACAAACUGAAAGGAUUUGCCAGACGAGACUUCACAGAUGCCACCAUCUAGACUGCGGCAUGUGACAUGAUUCAUUCCGAGCCUUUGACCUCUGGAUCAAAGUUGCUAUGAGGAAAAGAGGAGGAGCGACAAAAGGUUUUCAUGAACAUAUGAUCUCUUUGUGAUGGACUUACAGGAAGAAGAAAAAUAGAUUGGAGCCAACGGAAAGAUGGACUUAAAGUUUACCCUCUCUUAGGUAGUUGUUGUCUUAGCUUGAUUCCAGCACAUAGGCUGUGAUGACAGGAACUUAAUAGCAUCCAUACAAAAAAGUGGACCUCAUCCCCAAAACUAUCAUAUACUGUCUGUGUGUAUUAGGGUUUGACUGAUAAGGGUAUUUGACACUGACACUGAUUCCAAUUAUUAUGUACUGAUGUUGCUUAUAGCUGAUAUAUGAUGCCCACACACACACAUCAACACAAAAUCCAAUCAGUGUAUGGAGUGUGUGUGGCCAAGCAGUGUGGAGAAAAAAAAAGGACAGUGUAGGUGAAAAAAUGAGGUAAAGGGAAAAGGUGGAGCUCAGAGGGAGCGCACGAAAAGGAGAGAAACCCUGGAGGAAAGUGCAGCUUGUUCGCUUCUCGAGCAAAGUGACGUAGUUAAUGUUUAAAAAAAAACAAAAAACAUAGAUAGUAAAACAUACUUUCAGGGCCCUCCGCACAUUAUAUCAUCUGGAGUCGAUCCUACGUUUUAAAAACGUAUUGAUGACAUCAACACUCGAUCAUGCUAUGUAGGAAGUGAUUGAAAUAUUGAAAUAUUGAAACUGAAGACCUUGAAACUAAAGAGCUGCCAGAGUCCAGUCGGAGCUCUGAGGAAAUGCCAGGUGCGAAACAAACACCCUAAAAGUUUAUAUAUAGAGAUAUUUAUUCAUCUAGCCUUAAUCAGUGCUUAGAGUAACAUUUGAGACUGAAGACACUUGGCUUCUUUUCAUUUUUUGGAUAGUGUUUGAAGCAGUUUUUGUGUUUAUUAUUAAAAUAAGAUGUUACUGGCGUAAACAGUAAACAGAAAAAAUAUUUACUCCACACAGUAACAGUGUACGCCAUCCGCUGCCAGUAUGUGGAGAUUAGCCGGGACGUUAGAUUCCCGGCCUGAGUGUGUAUCCCCUUCCUGCCCUGACUCUGAUGAUGAUCGGGUCAAAAUUACAAUUUGUCCAGCAGCUUAUGACCAAACACCUGCAAACUAAUGACACUUCCAUAUGGCUAGAGGUGUUUAGUACAUGUAUGAACAAAUCUUUAUCGAUGAAUUUUUAAAGUGAACGGACUAUACUGAUGCACCAGUGUCCCAGACUGAAUCGGUAGCUUUUGGCAGUGGAGUGCCCCUCACUGGUUUCUAAGAACACUGUGCUGUGAUUAACAUUAUGUUACUUCCUUGUUCUUCGUAAUCUGAUACGUCGGAACUAAUUGGCUGCUGAGCAAAUAACCUUAUGUACAGGGCUCGUACUGUAUAGACUAGUUUUGUACUGAACUGAGCGUGACAGUUUGGACUAGCACCAGACUGAACAUACUACUGAAGACAGUCAGAAUCAACCCUGAACGUCAUGCCGCCCGAAUGUUAAUGCGUUCACUCACUGUUGUACAUACCGAAGUGCCUUCGAUCAGUGGUGCGGCCUCUUACCUUAGGGAAAAAGGUGAACAACCUCCAUGGCGACCAUGAAUCUUUCAGCUAAACUGAACAAAGUGAUUCAAAUCAGCAAAGUCAUUCAUAAUUUUCCACCCCUACAUUAGCCUGUUUUCACGAGCAAGUGUCUUGAGCUUACAAUGAGGUAAAUCACGACCUUGAGAAAUAUACUGUAUGUGCAGUGGAAUGCGUUUAAAGAUGGCAAAAAUGGUGUGUAAUUUGAGAAAAAAAACCCCACUCCUACUACGUCCCAUAUAAUCAGUCUAGUCAAAGAAAAUUUGGUUAUAAAGCUGAAGCCUCACGAUAAUCUCUGAACUCCGGCGAGGCUAGUGGGACAGAGAGUGAAGGGUGAACAAAGUAACAGUAGGGAGGACAGACAGGCUUGUGUGGAAGACCGAAAGAGCAAACAAAGGAAUUUCUCUGGGAAGACGUGUGGGUGAGAGUGCUGUAACCCUCAGACCGGGGGUUCAUCCAACAGAGGAUACCGCAGGCGUGCAGAAGCUUCACAGCCUUUUAACCAGCAGGGAGGAAGGGAAGGGCUCAGCCUGACUGGGGAAUAAAAGACCUAGAUCUGCAGCGGGAAAAACUGGACAAAGUGGCUUCAACAUGAAGACCACCUACCACUUGAAACAGAGAAUGAGUGAAUCUUAGAGUUCCUAAGGCUAAAAGAUAUCCAUUAUGCUGCUGACAGUUCUUUUCAUGAACAUCCAUUCGCUUCCCCUCACUUCUCGGGGCGUCAAGUAUGUUAAGCUGCAUCCAAGUAGGAUGUGGACAGUAAGUUAGAUCAAAGAGAAUCGCAUUGUUUAUUGAGUAAUGCAGUUGUCUUACAUGUGUUUUCCUUUACUUUCUCUCAUAGACUGUAUCCCUUGUCCUCCCAUUUUGUAGUCCACAUAUGCCAGCAAGUUUUCUGGUCUAACUAUGCUGUUGUUAAUCUAUGCAAGGCUAGAACCUUUCCUGGGAUUUGAUACGUUUUCAGGUGAGAAAGUAAGCAAUUAGCUUGCUAAUUCCUGGUCAGUUUAUCUAAAAGAUGUCUUUUUGGAAAUUUGGCUCUGAUGUUUCAUCUCAGCAUCUCGCAGUCCGGCUCACAAGAGGAGCGACCGGUCGAUGUGCGACGUCAUCCUCUGAAGAAGGGUCUUUUUCUUGAUAGCCGUUUGGUAAUUUACUGCUGACUCUAUUGACUCUAUCUCUAUUGUAGAAUCUUAAUGUAUCUUAUAAUUCCCUCUGGAAGAUAAAAUUUGGUCUCUGACUUGAACUAA
Messenger RNA from Xiphias gladius (swordfish), 5302 nucleotides. Its product is annotated as plakophilin-3-like. The transcript has 13 exons. Gene Ontology annotation, biological process: cell-cell adhesion; cell-cell junction assembly. Gene Ontology annotation, cellular component: nucleus; plasma membrane; adherens junction. Bases 111 to 2447 code for a protein of 778 amino acids. The record is from RefSeq and is a predicted model, not a curated record. Gene Ontology annotation, molecular function: cadherin binding. Lineage: Eukaryota; Metazoa; Chordata; Actinopteri; Istiophoriformes; Xiphiidae.